This is a messenger RNA of Bicyclus anynana (squinting bush brown), 12226 nucleotides long. It is a transcript of the gene siz, whose product is annotated as IQ motif and SEC7 domain-containing protein 2. Bases 578 to 3685 code for a protein of 1035 amino acids. Gene Ontology annotation, molecular function: guanyl-nucleotide exchange factor activity. NCBI's taxonomy places the organism in Eukaryota, Metazoa, Arthropoda, Insecta, Lepidoptera, Nymphalidae. The record is from RefSeq and is a predicted model, not a curated record. The transcript is spliced from 22 exons. Gene Ontology annotation, biological process: actin cytoskeleton organization; regulation of ARF protein signal transduction.
UGCGUCAAGCCAGUCGCUCACGGGCGUCCGGUGUGGUCGCACGCGUUGCAUAUUCGAUUGUGUUCGCGAAGUCGACAAACAAUUUGCGAAUUUCAUACGUCACCAAAAUUAAACCAAGUGCUGGAGUGUAUAGUGCAAAAACUAAUGUUCCGUGCUAAUUAAAUACUUGGACUGUCCAAGGUCAUAAGUGUUCCAGUGCUAAAAUCUAAUUGGAGAAUCUCGAAUGAUUUUCAACGGAGUUCGUCACGCUUGUUGACUGUUUUUAUCGGUUCAUUGUGACAUAAACGCCGCUCAAAUAAUUUAACAGGAGUUCCAAUUUAAUUCGAAAGCGCACGAUUGAAACUUUAUGGACCAUUUGAGUGAUCGUAAAUAUUUAAAAAAUUAUCACUAAAGUGUAAAUUCAGUGUUAUGUGAUUAGUGUUGGAGCCAGAACGGAAUUCAGUGCUCAAAAAUUUAUAUGAUGAAAAAUUUCAAGAAGAUAUCGAUGCUACUUUGUUAACACACCAAAGUGGCGAAGUCAGAGUCCAGGAUUGUGCUAGUGGGUGAUGGGAAUGAUGACGGAUGCUGUUGCCCUGGCAUGAGGAUCGGUGAUAUUGGUGGAGUGCUUCUGGAAGCUGCAAAGCUGACGCGAUCGUGGUUCUGUCAGAAGCCUGGUUACGGCUUCUCCCAGAAGGUGGACGAGGAGGAGGGCGGCGGGGGGGUGGCGCUGCAUCCGCCAGACGGUUUCUACUCGCACCAGCACAGCAUCCACAGCGGGCACCAUGCGCACAACGCGGAGCCCGACCGCGGGUACAUGGAGGGCAACCGAUACGUCACCGCUGUCCACCGACCCUUGCCUGCACUAAACCACUCCAACUCGUCAUGCUCGUCGGCGUCGAACGCGUCGACGGGCGCGGCGCUGUGCGCGGGCGCCGCGGAGCCAGCGCCGCCGCUCUACAUCGCAGCACCGCCCGAGGGCUUCGGGCUGGCCGUUCAUACCAACAGGUAUGACAAUGUUGUUAGGCGAGGCACGGACGUGGGAAUCAUUGGCACGACCGGAAUAACUCAAAAAGAUACUUCCUUGCCACAAAAACGGGGCAAACUGACCCGAGGUCGCUAUGAAAUGUCUCAGGACUUGUUGGACAAGCAAGUUGAGAUUUUAGAGAGGCGAUACGGAGGUCUGAGGGCGAGGAGGGCCGCUGUGACCAUUCAGAGGGCGUUCAGAAGGCGACAGUUACUGAAGAAGUUUAGCGCCAUCACAGCUAUGGCGAAAGCGGCUGACUCCAAUGCGAGGAGACUACAGGAUGGUGGCGACCAUCUACUUGUAAAUGGUAACGACAUCUACGCGAACACAUUGCUACAGAAGAGUCCGGGCAGCGCGGAGAAGGUGCUCGCCCUGACCAGGCCCAUGCGGUCCAUGUCCUUGCGGGAGCGCCAUGACAUUGACAUGAACAAUCACAUGAACUGCGACCCUCAGAGCGAGGUGGAGGCGAUGGUGGCGCGCGUCCACCAGUCGGCCCAUCAGAUACACAUGAUCGCGUCCGAGAUACCGCCGCACCAUAGAGGCGACGCCGACAGUGGGGUGUGCAGUUGUUCAGUGAGCGGCUCAGUGACCAACAUAUCCACGUCCUCGUCUCAUAACGAAUCUCUGCACAACCACCAGUUGUUAAACAACACAGGUCCAGUAUACGGUAACCUGCUAUCAUCAGGCGGGAAGCCGCUAUCAUCACCCACAGCGCGGCAACAGCAGCAACUUGCCGCGAUACAAGCCGCCAAUGCGAGACGAUUGCCCCCAGAUGUGCCGAAGAGAACUAGCAGCAUCACACUGAAUGCGGAGAGCCCGGUGUCACUAAGGCGCGCGGAGUGCGGCGGCGCGGUGGUGCGCGGGGGGUCGAUGUCCUCCGUACAGUCCUCGUCGUCCUCGUCUUCGCAGGAGCACCGGCACCACUACCACCAGCCCUACCAGCAGAGGCCCCCGGAGCCCCACAUACACAUCCCAGAGCAGCAGUUCCAGCAGCACACGCGGACCGCGUCGGGCACGCUGUACGAGGGCGAGCGUUACGCGGUAUGGAAGCGACAAGAGGCCCCCCCCUAUUACGAGGCCCCCCCGCCCGCCGCGUGCUGCCGCCCCCAACACGACCACCAUCCGCACACGCACCAACCACCUCUUAAAGUAUCGGAAACUGUACGCAAACGCCAAUACCGAGUGGGUCUGAACUUGUUCAACAAGAAGCCAGAACGAGGCAUCGCGUACCUGAUCUCGAGGGGUUUCCUCGAGAACUCCCCCCGAGGAGUCGCCAGGUUUCUCAUCACGAGGAAGGGGCUCAGCAAGCAGAUGAUUGGAGAAUAUUUGGGCAAUUUGCAGAGUCAGUUCAACAUGGCUGUGUUAGAAUGUUUCGUGAACGAGCUCGACCUGUCAGGCAUGGCAGUGGACGUGGCGUUGCGCCGGUACCAGGCCCAUUUCCGGCUGCCGGGCGAGGCGCAGAAGAUCGAGCGGCUGGUGGAGGCUUUCGCGCGCCGCUACUGCGUGUGCAACCCGGACUUCGUGCAGAGGCUGCGGACUCAGGAUACGAUAUUCGUGCUGGCGUUCGCAAUAAUAAUGCUGAACACAGACCUGCAUACGCCGAACCUCAAACCUGAAGCCCGCAUGUCGCUGGAUGACUUUGUACGGAACCUGCGCGGCAUCGACGACUGCGGCGACAUCGAUCGUGACAUGCUGGCCGGCAUCUACGACAGGGUGAAGGCCAGCGAGUUCCGACCAGGGAGUGACCAUGUCACGCAGGUUAUGAAAGUCCAGGCCACAAUCGUAGGCAAGAAACCUCACUUGGCGCUGCCGCACCGACGGCUGGUCUGCUACUGUCGACUGUAUGAGAUACCCGACAUACACAAGAAAGAAAGGCCGGGUGUUCACCAGAGAGAGGUAUUCCUCUUCAACGAUCUCCUAGUGAUAACGAAGAUCUUCAGCAAAAAGAAGUCCUCUGUGACAUACACUUUCCGACAAUCGUUCCCGCUAUGCGGCAUGCUCGUCAACCUCUUCUCAGUGCCACAUUACCCGUUCGGCAUCCGUCUCUCGCGGCGCGUGGACGGGCGCCGGUUGGCGACGUUCAACGCGCGCAACGAGCACGACCGUUGCAAGUUCGCCGAGGACCUGCGCGAGAGCGUCGCCGAGAUGGACGAGAUGGAAGCCAUGCGCAUCGAGGGCGAACUCAACCGCGGCAAGGGGCGAAACACUAACAACGCUGCGAGAAACGUAAUGGAAAAUCGAGACAGUGGCGUGGCGGAUGUUGAAAUUGAUCAUCAACAGUGCAUGGACCACGUACACGUUCACGGUGUGGUGGUACCACCGCCGCCGUCGUGCCCCGCACCCGCCGCGCCGUCGCGACUGUCGCAGAACCCACCGCCCACCAGUAUCAUCAAGAGAAACGUGCUCAGCAACUCGCUCGUCGAUAUCAACGACCCUGUGGCUUUGGCAGCGGAGCGUCUCCAGCGACGCGGGUCCGUAGGCUCGCUGGACAGCGGCAUGUCGGUGUCCUUCCAGCAGGGCAGUCGCACCGCGCUGCAUGCCACCUCGCCGCGACACCCGCCUGAGCAGAGGUCACCUGGUCGCUUGUUUGGCGGAAUAUUUCCCGGACGUCAACGAAAACUGAGCGCAUCCGGCGUUCCUGACACGAAGUCAGGUCAAGUCGGCAAGAGUACAGAGGUCUAAAUAACGGAAUACAAUCGGAAUCAUUCGAAUAUCGAUAUUGACGAAUACCUUCAGAAUCUUUGAUCUCAAAUGAUGAAGGUUGGAUAUUUGACAUGUGAAUCGAUUUUCGAAUCGAUCACAAUCGAAUAGGCAUUUUACGGGAUCGUCAUCUGAUUUCAAAGUUUAUCUAAAAAUCAGAUUUUUUGACAUUUAAAAUUUCGGGUUUAACUUAGUGCCAUCUUUGUAAUAAUUUCGGGGUUUCCCCGUUAGUGUCGACUCGUUUGAGCGUUACAAGUUAACUUAUUCACUAAAUUUUUUGAGGUUAUUCAAUAUAUUUAAGCGCAAAUAUAGUCUAGGUAAUGUUUUUUUUUCUGAAAAUUUUGGACGCUAUUUUAAUAAUAAUAAAUCAAUUGUUUAUAGAUUUUAAUGCAUGACAUAAUUCUGAUGAUUGACAUGAACAUAGAUUAACAACAAAAGCCAGGAAUAUUUUGCAUUAAUUAAAAUAUGAAUGCAGAUUUGAUUAUUAUUAUCUAUAUUAUUCAAAUUGGCAUCGAUACUAAGCGAUUAAAAAAAAUAAAAUAAAAAGGCUCCAUAAGCAAUUAUAUUUAGACAUCAUUUGAUAUAGUCAUAAUGUGACUUGAAAGUGAGGAAAUAUUUUUUCAGGGUAAAAGGUUUAGGGUUGUUGCACAUUCGGUUUUGGAUUAUUUGGAGAAAAUACGUGCCAAUAGUACUAGAAAAAAAUACUCCCAAAAAUUUAGAAAAAAAUACUCCCAAAAAUUAUUGGGUCAAAAAUUUCAAGGCAUCGAUUUUAAAAGGAUGGAAAAAAUAUGAGACUAAGGAUUGAAAUGUGAAAUCCAAAACUUAACGAAUUUAAAAAGAAUGGUAUACCAAAUUGACAGAACUAGUAGUAUUAUUUAGUGCAAACAGCUUCGUGAGCAGAAUGAUGCAAUUUGCUUUUAUCUCAGUUAUAGUAAUAGCUAAUAAUAGCUGUUACUUUGCGGAAGUUAUAUAACAAAAUUAAAUUACCAAUACAUAAAUUUAGCUAUUUUCCUUCAAAACCAGAAAAACUGCGACAUCACCAAGAUCUGAUAAAAUAGUCACAAAAAUACUAGACUAAUUCGAUAUACCCUGCAGCUGCCGUGUAGAUUGUUAGUUUUAUUGUACUGUAUAAUUUAAUUUUGCCCAUUAUACAUUGCAUACUCAAUCAUUACUGAUAUAUUACAACGAAGUUAAGUACAUCUAAUGAGUAAAUGUUAGGAGCACAUGACAAAAACAAUGCAUUGGGCAUCCAAAUAAUUUAUAUACAUACUCGCAAAUGGCAGUGGGGUAAAACAGAUAGUAAAAUGCAUUGAAAAAAAUCAUCUUUAACAUGACUAGCAGUGGAAUUCAUAGAUUUUGUGAGGGCGAUCCCAGGGGUUCGUUCAUCCUCUGAGUGUCGAAUUUAAACUCUUUGAGAAUUUGACACUCAGCGGGUGAAUGGUCCCACUGGGGGUGCCCCUGCAACGUCUAUGAAUUCGACUCUUAGAUAGGCAGAUCAUAUAUGCAUAUAUGAACAGCGGAAUUGGCUAUAGACAAACCACGUGGCUUUGUCAUCGCUUGUGCGUUAUUGGAAUGCUUUGUAUGACGUCAUAAGGGAUAUUUUUUCACAAGAAAUGUAUAAUGACAUAGUCGAGCGAGGAAGGAACCGAUUUUAGGCGUAAUCUUCAUUAAUACAUUUGUUGUGUUGUGAGGGCUUAAAUAUGCGUUUUGCUUUUAGUGCUAAUAUUGCUUGUCUAUACCGUUUACAAUCUCGGCGGUAGAGUUAAAGCCGGCGAUUCAAACACAGGGUUACGUAACCUUUUUAUAAAAUUGUUCUAUAUCUUUUGAAUUCUCGAGAGAAAUAAAUUAAGUGAAAUUUCGGGUUUUAAAUAUUCAAUAUAUUAAAAAAAAAACAUACGUUAUUAACGAUUUUAAAACGAAAGUGAUCUAUUGUCUAGAUUUUCAAUUACAUUAUUCUCUGUUAAACGCAGUAGAUACGAAUUUAAAAUUUGUAUAGGUAUUGAAAUGUUAGUAAAGCAUAUACAAUAUAAUUCUUUCAUCUUUAUUUAUUGUAUAGAGAGUAUAUUUUUUAUAUUAUCAACAUAAACUUGCUAAAAAAACAAUUAUUUUUGAUUAUGUUGGUCAGUCAAAGGUCACUUUCGUACAGAAAUUGCAUUUGUAGAAUCCAUUGCAUGUUACCACGCAUAAAGUAUUAAAGAUUAUUAUUAUAAUAAAAAAAUAUUAAUAUCAAAGAGUAUUAUAAUCUUUUUUUAUAGACAUAGAUGUACAUAUGUUCAGAAUAGUUACAAUAGAAAAUAUUUAAUGUCACAAUAUUUAUUAAAAAAUUCCUUUCCGCACGUUAAAUUACAUUUUUAUCGUAACAAAUAAAAACAAAUUGAAAAUAAAAAGUAUAUUAUGUCCCUUUCAAAUAAAGAGUUUUAAAAAUAAAAAUUCUCUUGGCAUUUUAAGUCUUGUUAAAUGUAAUUUCAUAUUAAUUAAUGAAUAUAUUUAGGCACCUGAAAAUUGAUUUUUCGAUUGACGUUGGUGUAAAUUAAAAUAGAUACAUAUUUUAAUUUCGAAAUUAAAAAUAUAAAUAAAAAAAUAUGUAAAGUCUAUUUUUGAUUUUUUAUCGUUGAUUUAUUUUUUAUUUUAUUUUGAAUUGAAUUUCAAGUGCCUAAGUUAUGCGUCAUUUCCUCCUAGUUUGUCAAUGGGUAUCUUCGUAGAUACCUACUUAUAUUAUACAAUCUAGAGCCAAAAGGGACUCCAAUUACUUUAUGAAUUUAUUUAAUUCUGCAUAUUAUACAAAAUAUACACCUCAUUCUCUAAUAGUCGUAAAGAUUAUUAGGAGAGUACAAAUUAAUUUCUAUAAAUUUUCUGGAAUCCUGUCCAUAAUACAGUCCUAAAAAUAUAGUAUAACCAAAUAAAACUUGUCCAUUUAGAUAACUAUUUAUAUCUACAUAUUCACUUGUGUAUCUUUAUUAUGCGGGAAAUUUGAGAAAAGUAUUGUCAAAUUAAAUUUUAGGUGUACGACACCUGUAACGUGAUAUAAAGGCUUGUCAACGCGUUUAGUCAUCACUUUUUAGAAAGUAUAAAAAUUUUAUGCGACUAAACAUUAUAGUUAAUACCACUUCAUUGAGUCUUUACGCGCGCAGUACAGGGGUAUGACGAAAUAUGACGACAAAUGGGAGUUAGAGAGGUACGGGCAACUCGCUCACCUGUCAGUGUUGCCAACCGCCACAAUCUCUUCCCCUGCAGUCUUACCCCUUCCCAACCCACCUCGCGGGGUGAAAACGGAAGGGGUUGAGAGAGUGGGUGGAGGGGCAAAACGCGCGCUUUUCAAACAAUGAUUAAAAUGCGCCAACCAUCCGUUCCUUUCUUCUUAAGUCUUUGACGGCCUUCGUGGCGCAGUGAAAUACUCGGUGGAAUUACCUGAGUUCGAUCCUUGGAUGGGCCGAUUGAGGUUUUCUUAAUUGGUCCAGGUCUGGCUUGUGAGAGGCUUCGGCCGUGGCUAGUUACCACCCUACCGACAAAGACGAUUUAGCGUUCCGGUACGAUGUCGUGAAGAAACCAAAAAGGGUGUGGAUUUUCAUCCUCCUACCAAGGGGCCCGCUUCCAUCUUAGAUUGCAUUAUCACUUACCAUCAGGUGAGAUUGUAAUCAAGGGCUAACUUGUAAAGAAUAAAAAAAAAUGUUCCUACUGCGCCCGUAUAGACUCAGUUUUGUAGUUUUCCUAUAAUAAUAACCAAUUGUAGCAGGGUCAUUAUUGUCCUUUUCAUGUGUUACGUCUAAUUCGACAAUAAUCAGACGUCUAUACCGAUAUAUAUACCUCCAUUUGUCUCUAUACUAUUUACCCCAUGUUCUAAGAUCCUGGAGCCAAUACUAUGUAAUUGUAAUUACUUAUUCCAAAACUUUACCAGUGUUACCACAAACGACUUCCUGAUUUUACCAUAAAAAUGCUAAAUUAUAAAUUUUUAUGUUUUACUAAAGUAAGUGUACCAUUAAAAUAUCUUCUCUCAAUUUAUUUACCUUCUACUAUUUUUUUUUUCUUGAAUGUUACCAUUUAUUGACAAAAUACAUAUUGUAAUGAUUGUGCCUAUCAUUUAUCAUUUUAUUUUUAGACUUUUGUAUCCUAAGAUCUAACAGCAGGAUUGAGUAAAACCUUUGCAACAGUCAUUAUUUGAUCAAGCAAAGAUCAUCUAAUUUAUAACUGAAUAAUUAUCCAAUCCAAUCAUCGAUCUCCUAUUAAAAAGUGGAUGCACAGUCAGCGACCAAAAAACGUCCACACUCAAUGAGUGCCAAAUUCAACUUCUUGGAACUCAAUACAAGUAGUCACAUUUGCAAAUUCAACCUUAAACUUAAUACUUAAGGUUGAAUUUGCUCUGAAUUUGGGAUUUUAUUGAAUAUUGGACUAUAUAUAUAAAGACCUUGAGGUAUAAUUUUCUUUAACAAUAAUUCUAAAACUGUCAAAGCAAAAUUCGCCAAUUUUUAAGUGAAAUUUUGUACAUGAUUGUGCGUCUUUUUAUUAUAAGAGGUCAAUGAAUCCAAUUCAAUUUAAUAUUUUAUUUUAUUACAAUCGAUUUUUAAAUUAGAUGAUUUGUUAUACAGUUUUUUUUCAUAAAUGGCGAAAAUGGUAAAUAGCGUCCGUUGUCACGAAAUUCACAUGUUUGUUGUUCUAAUUAUUGUAACGGUAUUUUUUCAUAGAUAUACCCAGGUACAGUAUAAUACAGUUCUCGCGAUAAACUUCACAUCCCACUGAUUGUCUAUGGUUUUUAGUCCGCCAUAACUAUUUAGCAUUUUCGCCAUGUAAGAAAAAAAAACACUAUAUUUAUAUUUCUCUCAUUACUCUCAUUCCUAAGUAAUGUAAGAUGGUCAUUUCACAUUCACCCUAUCUUGAAUCGCUAUUUUUAAGCCAAAAAACUGUCAAUAUAUGACGCUACCGUAACUAUUAAAAUAUGCCAACAUUACUGUGUACUUGGCACUCUGUGCAAAAUGGUCUUCUAUUACGGCCAAAUAUUUGUAAUCCCACUUUUUAAAAGUUAUAAAAAAAAUAAAUAUAUAUAUUUAACUAAUAAAUUAAUUAGUGAAUACGAAUAAUGUUGACUUUGUAUCGUAUCGUUUACGUAGGCUUGUUGUUUCUACUAUUUGAUACGUGGGUAGAUAGACAAAUAAUUGACUUGUUAUUGGAUUUGGACUCUAAUAUCAAGGGCGUAAGGGUGAUUUUUGAACGUGGGUAUUUAAUGGUUCUCUAAACUAGGGUGUACGGUAAUUACUUUGAAUACUAAUUAUAUGCAAUACAUUGCUGAUAAUAUAAUUUGGUUUAUCUGUUUCAUUGGUCGUGUAAUAUACGAACGUAUUCUUGCGUUGAUUGAUUUAUUUUUAUAAGUAAACUGUACUACAUAUGUAUUAAUUUCUGGUUUCUUUUGUACAGUAUUACAUAGUGUAAUGCUUUUUACUUUUUAUAUGUUGAAUAUUCUUUAAACGUCGCAUAACUUACUAAUACGUCUUAAAUAAAUAUACCAUGCAGGUAGGAGGUGAAAUUGGUCAUGACGACCAAACGCCAUUCGAAUAUUCUUUACAAAUAAAAUAUUAUAUUAAAAUUGAUAAUAUUAGGAACUCACUUUUCAUAAAGAAAAUAAAACUCUCUCAGUUAUGACUUUUUCUUCUCAUUAACCGACUUCCAAAAAGGAGGAGGUUCUACGUUCGGCUGUAUGUAUGUUUUUUUAAAGCUGUGUACAAAAUGUAUACGUACAUAAAAAUGGUAUCUGAUCAUUCUGUCCAAUGCAAAUUAUUAUAUUAUUAAAAAAAAAAUAUUGUUGAAUCUCCCAAUAAUCUUACUUAUAUAUUAUAAGCUUCAUUUGAUUAUUAUCAAGUUUAUUUUAAGAUCGAGUGGGUGCAAAUAAAAUAUUGAAAAUUCAAUAUAAGUUUAAAUAUGUUAAGUUCAGUCAAUAUAAUAUAUGCUUAGCUCUUCUGUAAUCUGUUAUGGGCAGUUUUUCCGCGCAAGAAGGACUUAAAAACUUGCUGAAGUUAAAUUAAAAAAAAAACUAAUUUCUGGUGUUUUUUAUACAGUCGUAUGUUUACAUUGAAUAUUCGCCACCUUAUUGCGUUUCGAUCUAUCAGUAUAAUUUAACAAAGAUGUACGAGAUAGCGAAAAAAAAUUUUAUGCAUCUCCAAAUAAGAAAUUUUCUCUAAAAUUCAAGUUUCAAAGCAAAAUUCAAGUUAGUAAGCCCAACGUUCUUACUUAUUUCAACGUUUACUUUGCACCUGACUCGACCGAAUAUUUAAAAUAAUUCAAUGUUUGUGCUAAUUCUAAAAUUAAUUAGAGUAAUGCAUUAAACUGGAAGGAAUUGAUUGGUCGUUUCGUCGUUGGAUUUUGAACUUUACUGUGACGUGAAUAACUUUUAAUAUUGUAUGCGAGGAUGAGAGACUGGUUGCAUAUUUUCGUAUACGUAUUUCAAGCGAAAUGCGUUUUAUAUCUCGAAAGAUAUUGAGAUUGUUUUGAUAGGCGUGCCUUUUAAAUAUAAACUGAGAUUACUUAUAUCUUAGAAUUGUUUAUAAUUUAUCUAUUUUUCUAACCUCGGUAACCUUUGGUUACAAUAUAAGGUUAAGAACUUAAAAUUUAAACUAAGAAAUUAAAACUUCUCUUUAAGUGAAAAUAACAUGAAUAGUUUACAAAACUAAAAAACACGCUUGAUACCCAUAUCAUGGAGGUGGAUUUCAUACAGCUAGUUCGCCAUCUUGGGGAGGCCGUCAUAUUGGAUUUGUAAUGACGUGUUUCUUAGCUAGUCAUGUAGUGAUCAGAACUCAGAGCGUGUGCAAAAUUUGGGUCAAAUUACGAUUCCAAGAUUUUCAUUUCAUUGAGUAUUAUGUUAAAAAAACGCAGUUACGAUCUUGUUCUCUGGAUACAAUAAAUAUCCAUUAAAAUGAUGUUACAAAAUAUUUUUUUUUGUAUAACUCAGUGCAAUAGAAAUGUAAAAUUUUAGCAUUUUGACUUCUUGAUACCUCCAACCUUUCGCGAAGUAGGUAAGGUUUGUUUGUUUUUUUUUUAAAUUUUUGUUGAUAAUAAUUGAAUCUCGAUCUGUAUAAUGGCUUUGCUGUUCCAGUUAAUAUUUAAAAGGCACAUAUAAAUAAUGUGUGGAAUAAAUCUUUGAAAUGCUUUUGUAAAUUUCGCUUGAAGCCAAAGAUGUGUUUUUGUGUUCACUUAAUAUUCCACGAACUUUUGUGUGUUGUGUAUUAUUUGUAUAUUAUUUGCGCCUCGAUACGCAAAUUUCCAAUAAUAAUAUCAUAAAGAGGCGCUUAUUAUUUGUAACGUUUUUGGACCGUGUUACAUUGUUCUAUAACGGACUUAUUUAUAAAGAUGAACUAGGUUUUAAACCUCAAAUUUAUUGAAAGUAAAGUGAACUUUAAACAGUGGUUAUUAGGUCCACUUUACCUUGAAGAAAAUUGAGGUUUAAAUCUUGAUACAUGUUUAUGAAUAAGGGAGUGAAGAUUUAUUGUACUAAUACUUGGUGGAACAAGCAGAUUGCCGAUUUGAUUUUAAGCUAUAAACAUCUAUCGUCUAUAAUCUGUAUUAAAGCAUAGCCAAGCAGACCAACAUGGCUUAUAAUGUUAUUCCAUUUCUCGUAGAGAAAUCCUUGACAAUUUCGCCACGGGGAGGCAUAAUGGUUAUGACUACUAUAUAAUACUUUCCUAGACGACCUAUGUCACAAAUAUUUAUGGAAUAAUUGGGGCAAUUGUCUUUUUAACCGAUUUCAAAAAAGAUCUUAUUCAAAGAUCAGAUUAAUUAAGAUCUAAAAUAUUAGAACUUAAUAUUCAUUCAUAAACAUUAUUUAUUUUGCAGUAAGGCUGAGUUUAGACAUGAGUAAUUCACGUUGCGGUCAUAGCACCAUGUGCCUAACUAACACAUUUUUUGAUAAUAAUAUGUGUUUUUUAUGUCCUUAUAAACAAUAUAAGUAACAAAAUGCUAUUUAUUUCACGAUAAAUAUAUACGUGAUCAGUAAAGUGCAACGUAAUUUUACAAAAAGAUCAAUAUUUAUUUUAUAUAAAUAUUGAUCUUUUUCUUCUUUAAGGUUUUUUUCAUCUUAUCACUAAUUUGCUUAUCAAUGCUAAAAAGAUAACUAUCGGUAAGCAGAUUACGGAUUUAUUACAUUUUUAAAAAAGUAUGAAUAAAGGUUGGGAUUGUCCGUUGUAAGCUGAAAAGUCAAAUUGGCAACUUUACAGAUUAUAGACAAACGUUUACUUAAAAUAGUAUAAUGUGACAUGGUCCUUUAAUUUAGAAGAUUUUUUUUCUGUAACAUAAACUAUGACUAACUUAUAUAAAAACUUGUAUGUAUAUUUUAGAGUUUGACUAAUAUAUAUCUUUUUAGUUGAUAAAACAAUUGUUAUAGUAGGUACUAAGCAAUAAAUAACGCAUCUGCGUGUCCCUGUAUGUUGUAAUAUAAUGUUGUUGAGAGUUGCUACAACUAAGUCACUUACAUUAGUUUUAUUUAAAUAAAAAAACAUGAAAAUGUAUUUAUUUAUUAAAUAUGAAUUAACAUUCAUGAGGGUU